Messenger RNA from Ruditapes philippinarum (Manila clam), 2168 nucleotides. Its product is annotated as caldesmon-like. Bases 197 to 1315 code for a protein of 372 amino acids. The record is from RefSeq and is a predicted model, not a curated record. The transcript is spliced from 3 exons. Lineage: Eukaryota; Metazoa; Mollusca; Bivalvia; Venerida; Veneridae.
UUCACGUAUUUGUAAUACUUAAAAUGCAUAGUAUAGUAUUGAUGGCAGAUUUGUCAUUAUAAAUAAAACAGGAAACAUUAUAAAGUGUAUCUUUACAAAAACAUACAUUAUUUAUCAUGUUUAAUUAAUUUUCGGAUAUUAAUUUAAGGUUUUUUAUUGCUUCUUUUUAAGUUAAACGAGAUAUUAAUCUGAGAUAAUGUUUGGACAAGGUGGUAGGGGUAAGAUUAGAACGAAAUUAGAAACACUUCUUCGCCAGGACCACAGUGACGUCUAUUUUGACAAUGAAAGGCUUAACGAUCAACUUAAUCUACGUAUUGAUGAUAUGCAAAAAGAGCUGCUGCGGAAUGAUUUACAACGCGGAGUUGAAAUAGGAAAACUGCGCCAGGAGAUACGUGAGUUUAAAGCGUUACAAACUUCAAACCAGGAAGAAAAGGAGACAGCACCAAGACCUCAUACUUCUGUUGGACAUUCGUCGAGAAAAAGAACAGCCAACGCGGGUACCAGACAGAGAGCUCAGUCCGCGUGGGCGCGCACCCAAACAAAAGAAACUGAGACCAACGCCGAACCGGAACUUCCGGUAACAGAGGAGGAAAGUAGUCCGACAGCGCGGAGUGAUUCUCCGUCUUCUUCGGUUUCUACAUUAAGGAACACUAAAACACUAAAAAAAUACAGAAAUAUAGGCGCAAGUAGCUUUAAAGAAAACAAUAGAUUCCCAGAAGAGUGGUACAUUAAAUGUUUACCAGCGUCAGACGCAGCUAUACAUAACGCGCGUAAAAAGGUCAACGGAAAGUUUGUUGCGCCUAAAUUUGGUUUGCUAGGUAAACUCCGAGAAAAAGAAGAGAUGGAGAAAAAGUUAGCCGCAUAUUCGAAAAUAAAACCGAAACUGGCAGAAAAUAAAAACGGUGAUAGCAGUGAUAAAAUUGAUGAGUCAGAAGGAAUGAACUUGGUUUGUGAGGAACAGGUUAAACCCGUUCUUAUGUCGCGUAGAAGACUGAUGGAAAUUUCAAACGCUGAAAAUCUUGUGGACAGGGGACCUAGUAGAAAUACCGUUCGAAAACAAAACUUAAAAGACAUAAAUGAACAAGAUAACAAAAGAAUAAAUGACAAAGUGAAAGAUUUUUGCAAAGAUUUUGAAGAACGAAAAGCCAGUGAGCUGAAAGCAAUGAAAGAACGCGAAGAAGCGAGGCGACAAGACGCAUUAGAGAAAAUACAAUUGAAAGCCAUGGAAGAAGCGCAAUUAAAGAAACAGGAGGAGGAAAGAAAGAAAAAUGAAGAUGAUGACGAUGAUGAUAGAUUUAAAAAUAGAUGGAAAUAAAGUUUUUAUUAGAUAAAGUUUUAAAUUGCAUGUUGUUGGCGUGAAUAUGACUUAUUGCUUGAAUGGAUUAUAUAAAGAGUAGCAUGUGUUCUAACCAAGAUGUAAAAACACAAAUAAGAAAAAAAAACAAGACAGCAGCUGGUGCUUUAGAUUUCUGUAAAUACAUUGGAAUCGUUCAGUUGUUGCACAAGAAAUGGUUUAGUACAUGAAAAACAGAUACAUGUACGGGAAUGUUGAAGUCUUUUAAAAUAAUAUUUACAACCAAAUUUUAAGCGUUUCCGUAUGAAUUCGACAUAAGAAUAUCUUAUGAUCUUUUGGAAAUGAGUUAGCCAAUCGCUGUCACUGAGAGCUUUGUUUUUCAAAUUUGAAUUUUGUCAGGUUUCGCUGAAAAAAAAAUUAAAAAGUUAUUAUUUAAUUUUUCUUUCUUUCUUAAUUUUUGCAUAAAUUUGCGGUAUUAGGGAUAAUACUUAACUCAGGGUAAUAGCUUUUCAUGUUGAGCGAUGUAUAUACAUAUAUGUAUGCAACACAAAUGCCUUAUCAUAAAAGAGGUACACUGUAUUUUCAAAUCAUAAUCACAGGAGCUAGAUUUACAAUAAAGUUUUGAAACAAUCUGGUUUAAAAUCAGGUCCUAGAUACGCUUUAUGUAAAACGUAAAGCCUGAACUUUAGUUAGAUUGAUUUUGUUUCAAAUGAAAAACAAACAAAAAUGUUUGAAAUUCUGGUAAAACUGAAUCCUUCAUUUAAACAGCAUAUUUCACAUCAUAAAAGUGUACAAAAAGAAGAAUUUUCCAAGUUUUCUUUUGACAUAGAAUAUUGUGAUUGUUUUUAUAGAUAAUAAAAUAGUCUACAAAACA